This is a messenger RNA of Prunus armeniaca (apricot), 1005 nucleotides long. The record is from the annotation of a GenBank genome assembly. NCBI's taxonomy places the organism in Eukaryota, Viridiplantae, Streptophyta, Magnoliopsida, Rosales, Rosaceae.
AUGUAUGAUGAGCAUAAGUUGAAGUUGAAGAAAGAUUUGAGAGAAACUAAGGUUUGCCUCACUACUGAUACUUGGACAAGUGUCCAAAACUAUAAUUAUAUGAUGUCAACUGCCCAUUUCAUUGAUUGUGAGUGGAAAAUGCACAAGAGGGUUUUAAACUUUUGUGUGAUUUCAAAUCACCAAGGGCCAACAAUAGGGAAGCUCAUUGAAAAUUGUUUACUUGAGUGGGGGAUAGAAAAGGUUUUGGCUAUAACUGUGGAUAAUGUAUCUGCUAAUAAAGUUACUAUAAAUUGGGUUAGGUCAAAGUUGAAUAGAAGGGCGAAAGCAGAACCUAUUUUGCAAGGGAAGUAUCUACAUGUGAGAUAUCUUGCUCACAUCACAAACCUAAUUGUAGUUAGUGCCUUCAAAUAUAAAAAGGCUUUCGUAAGAAUGGGGGAGGAUAAGGACAACCUUUUCUUGGCUUACUUCAAGGAACCGGAACAUGAAGUUGAUGAUGAUGGUGUGGUUAUUAGCAAUACUAAGCAUAUUAAGGUUGGACUGCCAAGUGAAGAUGAUUGGGAGAAUGCUACUGUUUUUGUAAACAAUAGAAAAGAAAUUGAUAAAUUGUUUGUGUCACCUGAGAUGGCCACUAGUUCAGAAGCAGAAAAAGUGUUGGUUGAUAUGGCAAGCAAAAUGAGAGAAAAAUACAACAAAUACUUUGUCAAAUUUGAAGAUAUGAAUGUGUUGUUGGUUAUUGCUAUUGUUUUGGACCCUAGAUUCAAGCUUAGGCAUAUGACACAUCUGUUUAAGAAGGAGAAGUUUGAUGAUGCAGAAGUGGAAAAAAAAACCACAAAGAUAAAAGUGGUGUUGAUGUCUAUGUAUGAAGAGUAUGCACCUAGAUUGGAUUGUGGAAUUCACAUAAGAAGUGGAAAUGUGAAUUCUACUCCACAGACAGUGAAUGCAAAUUCACAAGAUGUUGAUGAUAUAAUGGAUGAUUGGAUAAAGGUGGUGGAAGAGAGUGAAUAG